Messenger RNA from Aureobasidium musti, 2097 nucleotides. NCBI's taxonomy places the organism in Eukaryota, Fungi, Ascomycota, Dothideomycetes, Dothideales, Saccotheciaceae. The record is from the annotation of a GenBank genome assembly.
AUGGUCUUCAGAUCAGCANGGUGCAGGAGCAGCUCCGCCGCCGUCUCAGCAGCUGCCUCCGACAGCUCAGUCUUGGCGCGGGUUUUAGAACGACUACAAAGACUUGAGGAUAUUGUUCUUACAAAAUCCGACAAAAUGUACCGNGACAAAGCCAGCGAAGAGUUUGGAAACUCUUCUAUUCCAGCUUUGCACGAGGAUGUUGUGCAAAACGAGAUAUUCCACACCAUCGGAAGGUCCGACACCUCACCACAAGCAAAUAUUGAGCAACACGAAGAUGAGUUUCGCGAUACAGAGAUCAUUGGAUCAAGGCCGACAGACACAACCAACGAAGAGGCGAGCUUCUUGUUUACGUCUGGGAAAGUAUCAGAAAUUGCGUUUGAUCUCAACCUCAGAAUGCCCAACCUGACCAACAUCUAUGUGGACGGUAGCAGGGUGGUUCGCCGUAUCUGCUUACCCGAAAGAGAGGAAGCUCGGAUUUUGUUCCAGACGUUCGCAAAAUCACUCGGCUCAUGGUAUCACAUCUAUCACAAACGGAGGGUCGAGAUUCUUCUUGACAAGACUUACUAUCAGAUUGCUUGCGGUCACAAUCCAGACCUUUCACACACAGCUCUGCUGCUGAGUAUAUUUGCGAGUGGAGCAUACUUUCAAGAAUCCAUAGCAUGGCCAGAGUGCGUCUUUUCCGAUACCAGGGUGGCGAACCAGCUGUCCAUGAAUUGGAAGCAGAAUACGCUGGACAUCCUGGAUCACAUAGAACGAUCCACCACGUCUACCACCGUGGAACAACUGCAGGCCACCAUUAUUCUGUCUCUGAUGGUACAAAAUUUUGAGGGUAUGUAUACAGUCCACGUUGAAGAUGUUGCCAUGCUGAAUUUCGAAGGACUGUCCAAGAAGUACUGGCUAUUGCACAAUACAUCAAUCACGCUCGCNAAAGAUCUGUCAAUCCAUGUUCUGGAUCAUCCAAGAAGAACUAAAUCUAACGAUGUGGUCGAGAAUGAGGUCAAAAGAAGGAUAUGGUGGUACAUUACAACCACUGACUGGUUGUUGGGCAGUAUGCCUAGCCCGCAAGAAGGAACGUACAGCAUCAACCCUCGACAUAGCCAUGUCAAUAAACCAAUGAAUGUCGAUGAUGACGAUCUUUCUGGGGAGAACGUCAGCGACAAGCCGCUAUCAAUACCGACCGAGAUGUCAUAUUUCCUGGUCAGGACGCAUGGUGGAGAGGUAUGUCGAAUUCUUGCUGAUAUGGUUCACCCGUUGGCCUCUGGAGUCAACAGUGUGGAUUACGAGGAGAUCGUUGCUCUUGAGCGGAACACUGCAACAAUCACAGACAACAUGCCGUUUUAUUUCCAGCUCGACGAGGAAAGUCGCAAGAAAACAGAACCAUAUCUCAGCAAGUACCCACAGUUGGCGACACAAAGAUAUCUCUUGCAACAAGGACUUCACUGUCAUCGAAGCCGCAUUCACCGACCAUUUCUCAUUCGUGGUUCUCUGGAUGCUAGGUUCCAUUUCUCUCGGACAGCAUGUUUAGAGUCCGUACGGAAAAGUUUGGAAAUUCGUCGACUACUGAACCAGGAAAAGCGUGGUGCGGUACUGCCCAUUGCAAGGCUGAACUUUGUCUUGUAUCAUAUAUUCAUGGCUGCACUUACAUUGGCACUCGACUUGUGCUUCAACAAGUCGGCUACUGAAGCUGAGGAUCAGAGUCGACGAGCCGAGCUGAAGGAAGCAUGCUUGAUGCUUCAAGAGUCAAGGACAGAGAUGCCGGCGGCUGAUCGUUUCUUGACUCCAUUGAUGGAACUACUGCGAAAGCACAAGAUCCAACUGCAAGACGCUGGACCGCCUAACCCGUAUUUGACUCCACCCGAGUCCACAGCGACACCAGGUGUGCGGACGAUACGCACAGGCAACUCAUAUCCUGGUCAGAGGACAACGGCUCAAGCCCAGAAUAUGGCGGAGCGCAAUGCUUCCGUUACAGUUGACCCUGAUCUGGACUUUGAUAGCUUGUGGCAAGAGUUUGUCAAUAUGGUCCCAGACUCAAGCGCUCCAGGAUGGGAUGAUCUUCUAGCCGAUUUUGAUCAGGCUAGCCUUUUCAUAGGCGUGUAG